Molecule: messenger RNA, 2915 nt
Organism: Morone saxatilis (striped sea-bass)
Lineage: Eukaryota; Metazoa; Chordata; Actinopteri; Moronidae
Gene: poglut1
Product: protein O-glucosyltransferase 1
Exons: 11
Coding region: 49-1215 (388 amino acids)
Biological process (GO): positive regulation of Notch signaling pathway; protein O-linked glycosylation
Cellular component (GO): endomembrane system
Molecular function (GO): UDP-glucosyltransferase activity; UDP-xylosyltransferase activity
Source: RefSeq, a predicted model, not a curated record
AUCACAGAUCAGCGCUUUUGUUCCUCCAGACAAAGCUGGAGGAUAAAGAUGGAGCUCUUUGGGCUGUGGAGGUUUUUAACUCUGUUGCAAGUUUGUGAUUUAUGUUUGGUUCAAGCAUCAGGGAAACAGUGGAAGGAAAUGAGAGGGAAGGUUUCUGGUGCUGUUAGAGGAUACACUCCCUGCAGCCCUGUGAACUGCAGCUGCCAUCUGAGUGUCCUCCAACAGGACCUGCAGCCCUUCAGAGGGAGGAUCUCUGAGGAUGUGAUGGCUGCGACUCUCCUGAGAGGGGUGGGCACCCACUACCAGGUCAUUGAACACAAGUUGUACCGAGAGCACAACUGCAUGUUUCCUGCAAGGUGCAGCGGGGUGGAGCAUUUCAUCCUGGAGGUGAUUGACAGGUUACCUGACUUGGAGUUGGUGGUAAAUGUCCGGGAUUAUCCUCAAGUCCCCAGCUGGGUGCAGCCGACGCUGCCUGUCUUCUCUUUCAGUAAGACGGCAGACUACCAGGACAUCAUGUACCCUGCGUGGACGUUUUGGGAGGGCGGACCAGCUGUUUGGCCCAUAUACCCCACCGGACUGGGAAGAUGGGAUCUGAUGAGGGAUGACCUUAAAAAGUCUGCAGCACAGUGGCCGUGGAAGAAGAAAGAGUCCAGAGGAUUCUUCAGAGGCUCCAGAACGAGUCCAGAGCGCGACCCUCUGAUUCUUCUGUCCAGAGAAUCUCCAGAUCUGGUGGAUGCAGAGUACACGAAAAACCAGGCCUGGAAGUCUGAGAAGGACACACUAGGGAAACCACCAGCCAAAGAAAUCCCACUGGUCGAUCACUGCAAAUACAAAUAUUUAUUCAACUUCCGAGGUGUGGCAGCCAGCUUCCGCUUCAAACAUCUCUUCCUCUGUGGUUCGCUGGUGUUCCACGUGGGCGAUGAAUGGCAGGAGUUUUUUUACCCUCAGCUCAAGCCGUGGGUCCACUACAUCCCAGUAAAGCAGGACCUCUCUGACCUCAGGGAACUACUACAGUUUGUGAAAGAGAAUGAUGCCAUCGCUCAGGAGAUCGCCACGAGGGGUAAGGAAUUCAUCCUCAACCACCUGCGGAUGCAAGAUAUUUCCUGCUACUGGGAGAGACUCCUCACCGAGUUCAGCCAACUUCUCACCUACAAACCCCAGAGGAAGAACAACUACAACCAGAUUGUCCACAGACCCAGCAAGACAGAGCUAUAAGAGAGAGAGAGACAGGGCGGGAAGCAGGGCAGCUGUAGCGAAGGGAAACUCUACAUAAUGAAUGUAAUCACUGCACCUCAACAUACGAUGUGCUCACCAGCAGCAUCGUCCUUCCAGGAGUUACACGUAGCUACGUAGCUUAGCAUUACACAGUCGUAGGGGUAGUUUUAGUGUGUCGUCUGUGGAUGCUGCCAUACCUUCAGGUACCACCAGGGGGGGACGUAUUUGCCAAUUGUGAGUCAUUGAUCACUUCCUGGUUCAAUUAGUUCAUUUGCUUCUAACAAUAACUCCUCUCUUUUUAUGGCUGCUGUCUGUACUCGCCAGCAAAGUAACGUCCAUGCCAACUGCGUUUUUUAAACUGUAAGAAAAUACUGAACAAGUCUGCAUAUAAACUGGGGGAUGUGGAAUUUGAAAGAUACAGCAGGUUGUGUGUUAUAAAAAAUGUAUCUGUCUGCCAGGUUGCAUUAUGGGAAGUGUAGGAUCUGGUGUUUUUGGAGCUAAAAGUCAGGAUAUCGCAGCCUCUGGAGUAAACCUUUAACAUGCAAUGUAAACACUUAAUAACGUUGUCUUGUAACAUUCAUCUGGAUUUGGCUUCUGGACCUCUUUUGGAGAGUUUAAAUUGUUUUGAAUUUGUGUUUGAACAUCAGCUUUGUUAUCUUCAGUGACCCAUGAGGAGUGCCUUCUCCUCUCUACAGCCGAACACUCGUCCAAACCUAAUGAAAAUACUGCACAUCCAGCUGUGGAGCUCCUAAAACUCUAAUUUUAAAUACUUGAAUGGCAGCACAGCAGAGUGUGGUGUUGAAUAUCCACGUAGGAACUACCAAUAAUAAUAGUUACUAGUUAAUCUGUUACAUAUGUUUUUUGUCUGGCCUUUUUGUUUCUAAAAAAUAUGAAAAAUAUAGACCAGAAUCUUUGUUCUAAUUGUUCAAAUCCUUUUCUACCCAAGUCGUGUUGCUAUAAGAACAUAUUGACCAAAAGAGGUGCUUAUUUGGUUAUUAGUGAAUAUGAAUCAUUAAUAAAUACAUGUAAUCUGUUGAUGGGGGAGGAAAAAAAGUGCCAUCGGUGCAUCACUAAUACAGCCUAUGAAGUAGUUUGUUUAAUGUUUGUGCCACUGAUGGUGAAGUUAAAGCUCAUAAAGGACAUCAGCUUUGCUACACUGCCCUCUACUGGACAACUGGACACACUCCAGCAGACCGUUACCAAGUUUCUUUACAACAACACAUCCCAACACUGUUUAAUUUUUAUUAACGUUUAUUGUCUGCAUUUAAAUGGGUUCUGCCAUAAGUACAUAAACUUGAAAGCACAAUUCAUUGUCAACAUUUCAGUCCACACUAAGUGCCAACAGUAAGCAAUAAUCACUAUAAAGUAAUUACUUUUAUUUUGAUGUGUGGAGUUUUCAAGAAACACUCGUGUUAAUUGUUUUUACCUUUUGAUGAUGAUGUAAAGUAGCUACAGGAGAAUGUUGAAUAUGUUGUAGUAUUCACGUCGUACUGUGAGCGGACAGAUUCUCACUGAUGUCAGGUUGGUAUUGUUUACAGUAUUGUUAAGAAGUGUGGUGAAAGAUGGCCCAUUAGUAUGUUGAUUUGACCAAAAAGCUGUGAUCAUGUGCCUCGUCAAAGUGUGACAUUGAGGUUGUUGGCACAGCUUGUGCAGCAGUUUUUUUUGUUUUGAUGGCAAUAAACAGUUUUAUUCUUAAAACA